UUACGCUUAUCUUUCUGGACGUCCGUUCCUCCCUUGUACCUGACAACCAGCCGCUUGGUGAGAUUCACACUCAGGGAAGGGGGUUGUGAGCGAGAGAGAUGGGGGGCAAAGAUUCAACCAUGUCCCACUCCGGAGCCCAGGGCAGCAUUGGGAGCCACCCAGCCAUGGGGCUGCGUGCCCACAAAAUGUACCUGUUUGAGUUUGAGAACUUCCAGGGUCGUAUGAUGGAGUGCAUCACUGAGUGCCGUAACCUGUGUGAGAAGGGCUUUGAGAGGAUCGGCUCCAUCAGGGUGGAGUGUGGACCCUGGGUGGGCUAUGAGCAGCAGAACCUGAGUGGAGAAAUGUUCAUGCUGGAGAAGGGAGAGUACCCCCGCUGGGAUACCUGGAGCAACAGCUACAGGUGUGACCGCUUCAUGUCCGUCAGGCCCGUUCGCAUGGACACCCAGGACCACAAGAUCUGCCUGUUUGAGUGUAAUAACUUUGAGGGCCGUAAGAUGGAGGUGUGUGAUGAGGAUAUCCCCAGUCUGUGGUCCUACGGUUUCCAGGACCGUGUGGCCAGCAUCCAGGUCACUGGUGGAACUUGGGUUGGCUACCAGUACCCCGGUUACCGUGGCUACCAGUACGUGUUCGAGUGCGGUGUCUUCAAGCACUGGAACGAGUGGGGCGCCCACCAUCCCCAGAUCCAGUCCAUCCGUAGAGUGAGGGACAUGCAGACACAUCGCAGAGGCUGCUUUGAGUGGACCGUCUAGGUGGGGCCAGGCAGGCGACGGGUCAUGGGCCAGCAGGACAGAGGGGAAGGGGCCUGGCUUGCCCUGGAGCUCCAUCUUGGAACUCCACACAGCCAACAUAAGCUAACAGCGUACAUCACUGGCUCCACCUCAAUCACUUUUACAAGUAGUAACAUUCAGGGUGUGUACUGUGAUGCACAAUCCUUGAAUGAAGACAGUGCCACCUACUGGGCAAAGGUUGCUACUGCAGUUCACCUGCAGCUGACUUCCACAAUGCCUGAAUAUAAUAAUACUGGUGAAAGUGAUAGCUGUACUCUCUGUUCCAAGACCUGAUGGAAUUAUAGCAUGAGAAGAUUUAUGAUAUUUAUGAUGGGGAUUUAAAUUGGAGAAAGGGAAUUAGUUAACAAAGAUUUUAACAAGUUAUAUAACUUCAUUAGUUUGUGUUCACUAGUUUGUUUCCAUAUCUGCAAACCCAAUUUAUUUUAUACAUCUUAGUUGCUUAUGUGUUUCUUAGCUAUAUACCUAAUGAUGCCGAAUACUCCUGUUCAUUACAAUGCUCUACCCUCCUACCCAUCUGUGAAUCAUUUUAGAGAGCAGAGAUACUACAUACUGCUCUCACUCCAGUCUCUAAGCUACGGUGGACAGCUGCCAGCUCUCUGUGCUCUGUCCAUGCCCUGCAGUGAGCUCAAUCAUCCACGGGAGGCACUGUUUCCCCAUGUACUCUCCCCCAAAGCCACCUUCUAGUUUAGGGAUUGCACCUCAACCAUAAUUUCCCCAAUGACAUUCUACCUUCAAGGCUUCAAAGCUAUGCCCAUGACCCACUCAAUCUAUGGCAAGGAAGCUAUGCCCAUGACACACUCAGUCUAGGGCAGGGAAACUAUGCCCAUGACACACUCAGUCUAUGGCAGGGAAGCUAUGCCCAUGACCCACUCAGUCUAUGGCAGGGAAGCUAUGCCCAUGACCCACUCAGUCUAUGGCAGGGAAGCUAUGCCCAUGGCCCACUCAGUCUAGGGCAGGGAAGCUAUGCCCAUGACACACUCAGUCUAGGGCAGUGAGGUUGUCUGAAGGAGGAAGUGAGCUAGGGGGCAUGAUUAGGAGACAGGCUGCUGUAGGCUACCUGGUAGUGUUUUUCUAGACAUGCUGACCUUUUGGGCGACCCCUCCCCCCUCUUAAUGAUGGGGUUGCUGAGGAAUCUUGUUAUAUACACUAUAUAUUUCUCAGGGAUGCUGGCAUCUGGAAAGCAACUUUCCAAUAAAAUAAAAAAAUGAAUGAAGAUUCCUAACCUCAGUGCUGGAAAUGCAA
Oncorhynchus mykiss (rainbow trout) is the source of this 2030-nucleotide messenger RNA. It is a transcript of the gene crybb1l3, whose product is annotated as crystallin, beta B1, like 3. Gene Ontology annotation, biological process: visual perception; lens development in camera-type eye. Gene Ontology annotation, molecular function: structural constituent of eye lens. NCBI's taxonomy places the organism in Eukaryota, Metazoa, Chordata, Actinopteri, Salmoniformes, Salmonidae. The record is from RefSeq and is a predicted model, not a curated record.